CACCUCCCCUCGCCAUCCAACCCACCAAGCUUUCGCGUCUGCCUGCUACGCAUUCGAAAUCUCGUCGCCUGAAUGGGGUGUUUAUCUCAUUAAAGGCCAUCGUCUCCUUCGUAUUGAGUAUCUGAGUUCGCCUCACUCUAGCCUCGUCAACCAUGCUCAUUUGGUCUCGUUAUGUGUGAAGAGGGGUCGCGAUAUUGAACGCCCAUUUCCUUUAGCAGCGACUACCAUUUUCUCAACACUAGAUACUCCCCGAUGGCGUCCCAAGUCAAACUUCCCACCGCGGGUGGAAGCCCUCCGCAAAGCGUGGAGAAAAUCACCCGUAUUGCUCAAGACUAUUCAUACACCUCGACCGUCGCCCUACGGUACUGGCUGCGGACUGCGGCCACUCUGACGCAAGAGGCCCAAAUCUACGAACGCGAGGGACACGAUGAGCAAGCCUACCUCCUCCUCUUCCGACAUGCCCAGCUAGUCCUGGUACACCUGUCCAAACACCCCGACGCCCAGAAGAAUGGAAAAGACCGACAACUGUUGCUUCAAGCUGAAAAGGAAGUCGAGAAAAAUCUCGCCAAGUUGGAGGCCCUGAAGCCGCGGAUAAACAAACGCUACGAACGAUAUACACAACUGAUGCGCGAGCGUCAGUCUCGGAAGCUCUCCUCGGAAUCCAACACACUCCCCGAAUCUCGCGAGCGACCCGCUGAUCCCGCCCUGACUGGAGUCGCACAACCAUUAGAAGCAGGUGAGAACCGCGAUCUUGCGGUUCGACUUGCGCACUCGGAGCUCAACCGUAGAGCUACGGUUCGCAGUCGGCGUGCGGCUGGAGAUUGGGGUGACUGGGAGAAUGCCUACAAGAAGGAACCCCAGGCUUCCGAUCACGAUUUGAGCCAGCGGAUUCAAAAUAUUAGAAUCAACCUGGAUAAUAAGGGUCCCGCCGGGCAGUCACAGCAUCGGUCACAACCGACCACGCGUGAUACAUCCUCCACCGCAAAGUCGACAUAUAAGUAUCCCAGUGUGCCGAGGCAAAAGCCAUUGGAGCCUAUCAUUCCCGCUGCGCAGAUUGCCAUUCGAGAUAAUAAUGCCGAACGCCAUACGCCCCCGGUAUUGCCUCCCAAGCAACUUAUCGAGCCUAGCCAGGCUUUGCUUGUCGAUGGUGCGAUGGGUUCGAAGCUUCCUUUGUCAUCCCAUUCAUCAAAGGUUUCCCAAGGGCCUCGGUUACCAGAGAAAGUUCGGUUACCUGAAGAUAGCCCACCGGCAAACCCAGAGCUGGAUCCCUCCAGCUACACCUUCAAGCCAUCGGCCUACUUGGAAAACGGCACUCCGCUGCGCUCGGUAUUCCUUCCCGCCAGUCUGCGCACCCGGUUCCUUUCGCUGGCAGCUGCCAACACCAAGAACAAUCUUGAAACAUGUGGUAUUCUGUGUGGUGCCCUCGUGUCUAAUGCAUUAUUCAUCUCGCGGCUGGUGAUUCCGGAGCAGAUCGCUACGUCUGAUACCUGCGAGACAACCAAUGAGUCCGCGCUCUUCGACUACUGUGACUCGGAAGAUUUGAUCAUGCUCGGCUGGAUUCACACCCAUCCAACCCAGACAUGUUUCAUGAGCUCGCGCGAUCUUCACACCCAUUCUGGCUACCAGGUCAUGCUCCCUGAGAGUAUUGCCAUCGUCUGCGCGCCCAGUAAGAACCCAGACUGGGGCGUUUUUCGUCUGACCGAUCCUCCGGGUCUGAAGACAGUUUUGAACUGUACUCAGACGGGCCUAUUCCACCCGCAUGCCGAGGAGAAUAUCUACACGGGGGCAUUGCGACCGGGCCAUGUCUUUGAAGUGAAUGGACUGGAGUACGAGACUGUGGAUCUGCGGCCUAAAGGGCAACGGACUUGAUACACUUAUGAAUAGUCUAUAUUGUUCAAUUGCAUAUGAUACCCAAUAUUGAUACUGCUAUUUGCAUGUCAGGAUUCAUCGAUAUUAAUAUUUAUCCCACAUCGAGGUACGUCACUCCUGGGUUUGAUGCGAAUGCGCGUUCUUUGACGCGGUGCGUCUCUUGGUUGCAGACCCAGAACUAGCCCGCGUCUUAUUCGACGUAGUCGGCGAGCGGCGUCUUUCCUGCUUGUUACGCCUUGUUCUCGGGUUUAUCUGCAAAUUUCAUGUCUUAGUCACUUCUUGUGGCCCACCGUCCGGGAUAAACGCAAUGAGACAUACCAUAGAUUCGUCGAAAUCAGCACCAUCGUACUUGUGGCCAUGAGAACGGCCUUUGCGCCCGACUUGGGUGAUUUCUUCGACUGAAUAGUCGCUGUUGAUGCUAGUGUUGACCAUUUUUGCAGUAUGGACUAAAAUCGUAAUCUGAAACAAUUGGCUGUCAAAUAGAAGAUCCACCUACGAGGCAGGAAAGAUGUUGUUCAGACGUUCCCCUUGUUAUAUACUGCAUCU
Penicillium brasilianum is the source of this 2415-nucleotide messenger RNA. The record is from the annotation of a GenBank genome assembly. NCBI's taxonomy places the organism in Eukaryota, Fungi, Ascomycota, Eurotiomycetes, Eurotiales, Aspergillaceae.